This is a messenger RNA of Medicago truncatula (barrel medic), 1836 nucleotides long. RefSeq names its product F-box/kelch-repeat protein At3g23880. The transcript has 3 exons. The record is from RefSeq and is a predicted model, not a curated record. The coding region runs from base 242 to 1576 and encodes 444 amino acids. Lineage: Eukaryota; Viridiplantae; Streptophyta; Magnoliopsida; Fabales; Fabaceae. Gene Ontology annotation, molecular function: protein binding.
UUCUCCUGUUGGUUCAAUUUCAACCCUAGCCUUACUGUUAUACUUUCUCAUUCUUGUGAAGAGGAAUCGAUUAUAAAGAGAAGCGAUUUUGGUGUAUUCACGAAAUGGGUUUUGAACUUAAAGUGACGAUACAUUGAAAAAGCGAAGAGAUUUCACACUUUCAUAUUCAGAUUCGCUUCAUUCUCCUUGCAGGUUUCGUGGAUUCAAUCAUUGGUUUCAGGUUUUCAACAUCAUUUGUCCGAUGGAUAUCUGUCCGAUUAAGAAUCAAUGUCAGUCCAACCCGCCAUUCACGCCGGUGUUGAUUCCUGACGAACUCAUCGUCGAAAUCCUAUCGUUCCUUAGCGUGAAAACCAUCGCACGAUUCAAGUGCGUGAACAAGUCAUGGAACACUCUCAUCUCCAAUCCAACUUUCACCGAAAUGCACCUUAAGAAGUCAUCACAAAACCCUCACUUCAUACUCACAUCAACUCGGAAUCACCCUGUAAAGCAUGUCGUAUCCUUACCUGUGCAUUGUUUACUCGAGAAUGUGUCAGUCACUAUUGCCGGUGACACUUGCCACAAUUCGAAAGAAGAAAGUUGGCAGGUCGUUGGCUCCUGCAACGGAUUGCUCUGUUUGCUUUUCGAUUCUAUCUUUGGCAUACACACAAAGUACUUCUUCUGUUUAUGGAAUCCUGCAACGAGGACAAUGUCUGACGAAUUAGGUUUGUUUUUGGACUAUGAGUCUUUAUUGGGCCCUUUCAAGUUCAGUUUCGGUUGUGAUUAUUUAACUGGAACAUACAAGGUAGUGGCACUUAAUACAGAAAGUAAUGAAGAGAAAGAGACCGAGACCGAAGGUUUAUGGAGAAGCAAGGUGAGGGUUUUCAGUUUGGGUGAUUUUUGUUGGAGAGAGAUUCAAAGUUUUCCUUUGGUUCCUCUUAUCGGGAAUGAUGGUGUGCAUUUGAGUGGAACGGUUAAUUGGCUAGCUAUUCACGGUGACUAUGUUGGACUUUCUGAUGGAGAAACAGUUCAAGCUUCAAUUCCUCACGUUCAGCAAUUUGUGAUUGCUUCUCUUGAUCUUUCAACAGAGACGUACAACCGGCUUUUGCUUCCAAAGGAUUUUAAUGAGGUGCCAUGCGUUGAGCCAUCUCUUCGGGUUCUGAUGGAUUGUCUUUGCUUUUCGCAUGAUUUCAAGAGAACCGAAUUUGUUAUAUGGCUGAUGAAGGAGUUUGGAGUCCAAGAGUCUUGGACUCAGUUAUUUAGAUUUGAAUAUGUUAAUCUUCAAAUGCAGAACAUUCCGAUCAAAGACGACUGGGAUUUACUUGGAUACAUGACAUGUGAUACUCCAUUGUUACCUUUGUACCUUUCGAAGAAUGGAGAUACAUUGAUCUUGACAAAUGAUAAAGACAAAAGAGUAAUUAUCUAUAAUCGGAGAGAUAAGAGAGUAGAGAGAAUUGGAAUUUCCAACAAAAUAAGUUGGUUCUCCGCCAUUGAUUACAUUGAAAGCUUGGUUUCGACUCAUUGGAAGUCAGGAGAUAUAGAGGAAGAGGGAGAUGAAGAGGGGGAUGAGGAGGAGGAGGAGGAAGCGCAUUCAUUAUGAAAGGACGAGGAUCAACCAAGAGACAUUACUCUUGGAGUUUUUGGAGUGGAUGAUUUGUGCUAGAUUAUGAUUAUGUAUUAUGAUAAAAAAAUAAAUAAUAAAAAAAGGAACAAAGUAUGAAAAUAGUAAUCUUCAUUGUCAUCUGGGUUUUUUUUAGGGUUUGAAAACAUGAACUUUGUAAAGCCAGCGCACUUGUGUUUUCAUUUUGACUCAAAAAUGCUAAUAUAUUUUUUGUUUCGAAGAUGUAUGAAGUGAAUCCA